CGGGGCGAUGCCCUGAAGGAAAGAAAACAAUCAGUGGAGAUCUCACUCCUCUUCCUAUUUUACUCCAGGGAAAUAGCCUCUAUAAAUGGCCUCGAGGAACCAUAGCACCAUCACGGAGUUUAUUCUCAUUGGGCUGUCCGCUGACCCUCACACUGAGGCUCUGCUGUUUGUACUCUUCCUGGUGAUUUAUCUUCUGACCAUGAUGGGGAACUUGUUGAUGCUGCUGAUGAUUAGGGUAGAUUCCCACCUCCACACACCCAUGUACUUCUUCUUAAGUAAUCUGUCAUUCCUGGACCUUUGCUUCUCUUCUGUCACUCUACCCAAGCUACUGGAGGACCUCCUGUCUGAGAAGAAAACCAUCUCAGUAGAGGGCUGCCUGGCUCAAGUCUUCUUUGUGUUUUUCACUUCAGGAACUGAAGCCUGUCUGCUCUCAGUGAUGGCUUAUGACCGCUAUGCUGCCAUCUGCCACCCGCUGCUUUAUGGCCAGGUGAUGAGCAACCAGCGCUGUGCGAAACUGGUGUUGGCCUCAUGGGGCCUGGCUUCUCUCAAUGCAGUUGUGAUUUUGCUCUUGGCUAUAAAUAUGGACUUCUGUGAAGCCCAGACUAUACACCACUUCACCUGUGAGCUACCCGCUCUCUUCCCCUUGUCUUGCUCUGAUAUCUCCACCAAUAUCAAUAUCCUACUCAGCGCCAGCUUACUGCAUGGGCUUGGAACCUUCAUGCCGAUCUUCUUAUCCUAUGCACGUAUUAUCUCCACCAUCUUGAGCAUCAGCUCCACCACAGGCAGAAGCAAGGCCUUCUCCACCUGCUCCUCUCACCUUAUUGCGGUGGUCCUGUUCUUUGGUUCAGGUUUUCUUUGCUAUCUCAUGCCUCCAUCUGGUUCCUCCAUGGAUUUGCUUUUAUCCUUGCAGUACAGUGUGAUCACACCCCUGAUGAAUCCACUUAUCUACAGCCUAAAAAACAAGGAGGUGAAGGCAGCUGUGAAAAAGACAUUGGGGAAAUUUCUAUAAUUUUGGGAUAGUGAACAAAGAAAAUUACUCCACAAAAUUGAAAAGAUUGUAUUUUUUGCAUUUUCUAUUUUGUCUCUACCUUCUCUCACUACAUAGGGUAAGAUAAGGUGAAUGUAAGAUCCCAGAGCUUGCCUGAACAUGAGUCUUGUUAUUCCAAGGUAGGAGCUCUUG
Loxodonta africana (African savanna elephant) is the source of this 1180-nucleotide messenger RNA. RefSeq names its product olfactory receptor 8S1-like. Lineage: Eukaryota; Metazoa; Chordata; Mammalia; Proboscidea; Elephantidae. Gene Ontology annotation, cellular component: plasma membrane. Gene Ontology annotation, biological process: G protein-coupled receptor signaling pathway. The transcript has a single exon. Gene Ontology annotation, molecular function: olfactory receptor activity; G protein-coupled receptor activity. The record is from RefSeq and is a predicted model, not a curated record. Bases 86 to 1009 code for a protein of 307 amino acids.